This is a messenger RNA of Hypoxylon trugodes, 1986 nucleotides long. RefSeq names its product NIF-domain-containing protein. The transcript is spliced from 2 exons. The record is from RefSeq and is a predicted model, not a curated record. The coding region runs from base 100 to 1722 and encodes 540 amino acids. Gene Ontology annotation, molecular function: phosphoprotein phosphatase activity. Lineage: Eukaryota; Fungi; Ascomycota; Sordariomycetes; Xylariales; Hypoxylaceae.
UUUGAUUUAUAUCGGUGGUGAUAGUCUAGCCGUUUAUUGCCGCGAACUAGCAGCUAUUGCCCAUUUGCGCAGUUUGCAACAGUCGGCAAUCUUGCCGUCAUGUUUUCAAGAACCAUCGCGCGCUCUGCGCGGCUACCUGUGCUUUCAAGAUCAACAGCUAUAAGAGCUACAGCUAUCUCUAGAGUGUCAUACCCAGCGACAUCAAUAUGGGCACGAGGAAUGGCCAAGAAUAGAUCCCGAACCCCCCCGAACGCAAACCCAGGCAAGCAAUCGACACCGAAUCAACCCUCACCUAGCGGUGCUCAGUCCGCACAACCCGCUCAAUCGAAGGCGCCAAACCCUGAGUCCGCUUCCACAUCCGCGCAACCCUCGCAAGGCGCCAACACCGACCCCUCUACACCGAAUCUAGGCGCUCUACCCGAUCUUACCCAAGGUAUUCCAUCGACUCUUGAAUAUGAGACAAGCGGGGCCACCGAUAAAUCAGCACUCGCCGCCAUUGAAGAAGAGGAAACAGCGGAAACUCAAACCGGUGGUAGCGGUCGCGGUCGCGGUCGAGGGGAGCUACCCGCCUCCGCCUACGUUAGCUCUGCAGAGAAGCGAAGGAACAGGGUCGCCAAUUAUAUGUACCUUCUAGCAUUAUCUCUUAGUAUUUUCGGGGGUGCCUACCUGGGCCGAGAAUGGGAUGAGGAAGAAGCGAAGCUACAUACCGAUAUUCCCAAUGGAUGGUCCCUGGGACUUUGGUGGAAGCGGAUGACGGCCCGCUUUGGGGAUGUUACAAGUUAUUACAGUGAACCGGCUUUCGAAAAGUUACUACCCGAUCCCGACCCUCUAUUCGAGCGACCUUACACACUCUGCAUUAGUCUCGAGGAUAUGUUGGUACACAGCGAAUGGUCACGGGAACACGGUUGGAGAGUUGCUAAGCGUCCCGGCAUGGACUACUUUUUACGCUACCUCAGUCAAUACUACGAGUUGGUUCUAUUUACAAGCGUACCAUUUGCGAUGGGUGAUCCGUUGGUUCGAAAGCUAGAUCCUUUCCAUUUCAUCGUUUGGCCUCUAUUUAGAGAAGCUACCAAGUACAAGGAUGGUGAGAUUGUAAAGGACUUAUCCUACUUAAACCGAGACCUCUCUAAGGUCAUUAUAAUAGACACCAAGGCCGAACACGUCCGAAACCAACCCGAAAACGCAAUUGUGUUAAAGCCGUGGAAGGGCGACCCUAAGGAUACCGAACUCGUCUCGUUGAUUCCUUUCUUAGAAUAUAUCCAUACCAUGCAAUAUAAGGACGUGCGAACAGCGAUUAAAUCGUUUGACGGCAAGCACAUUCCGACCGAGUUUGCGCGAAGGGAAGCGAUCGCCCGUGCCGAGUUCCAAAAACAAUACGAGUCCGAAAAAAGAAAGAGAAAGAGCGGUAUGGGGGCUCUUGGGGGCAUGCUUGGGUUAAAGCCGAGUAAUAUGAGCAUGAUGGUUCCUGCUGAAGGCGAAAUCAGCCCAAUGGAGGCAUUCGCGCAGGGCAAGAUGUUGCAAGAUAUUGCGCGAGAGCGGGGUCAGCGCAACUAUCAAAUGCUAGAAAAGGAGAUCCGUGAAAACGGAGAGAAGUGGCUUAAGGAGGAACAACUCGCGAACGAGAAGGCGCAGGCCGAGGCUGUGAGCAGUAUGAAGUCGUCUUUCACCAACUGGUUCCUGCCUUCGAAACCAGCGGAAACUCCCACCGAAGCCAACAAAUAAAUCUAAAAAUGAAGGAACUAUGUACAAUCUGGGGAAGGUGUAUGAUAUAAUGAACGCUAAGAGGGAAGGCGUUGAUUUGCAUUAUGGUUGUAUAGGGAGACUACGACAACCGUUGCUAUUACUACCACCAAUACCAUACCACCCAGGAACGAAACUCUACUCUUACACGACAGCAUUAUUCUUGCAUAUGAUGGACAGGGGUUACAUCAAGUUUGGGAUGACAUACAUACGUACGGCUAAAGAAAAAUGGUUCUUAUGUCACAG